This is a messenger RNA of Ochotona curzoniae (black-lipped pika), 2243 nucleotides long. It is a transcript of the gene BOP1, whose product is annotated as BOP1 ribosomal biogenesis factor. Bases 1 to 2220 code for a protein of 739 amino acids. The record is from RefSeq and is a predicted model, not a curated record. Lineage: Eukaryota; Metazoa; Chordata; Mammalia; Lagomorpha; Ochotonidae. Gene Ontology annotation, molecular function: protein binding; ribonucleoprotein complex binding. Gene Ontology annotation, cellular component: preribosome, large subunit precursor; PeBoW complex. The transcript is spliced from 16 exons. Gene Ontology annotation, biological process: maturation of LSU-rRNA from tricistronic rRNA transcript (SSU-rRNA, 5.8S rRNA, LSU-rRNA); ribosome biogenesis.
AUGGCGGGUGUGCGGGCCGGCGGGCGCGCCGAGGCGCUGGCGCCGCAGCGGGGAAAGCGGCGGCCGAGUCCUGAGACGGAGCCGGAGCAGGAGGAGGUCUCCCUCCUCGGCAGUCCUGCCUCCAGCCACAGCGAGGGCAGUGAUUCCGGCCUCUCAGAGAGUGAAGAGAGCGUGUUCUCUGGUCUGGAAGACUCCGGCAGUGACGACAUGGAGGAGGAAGACGAGGAGAAUAUGGGUCAGGGUGGAGCCAGCGUGGAGGGUGGCCCUGGGCGGCUGGCGCAGGCUGGGGCCUCUGGUCCUCCUGGCCCGAAGAUGGAGGCGAGCAUGUGCGGUGGGGACGAGUAUGCGGAGGACAGCUCGGAUGAGGAGGACAUUCGCAACACGGUGGGCAAUGUGCCCCUGGAGUGGUACGACGACUUCCCCCACGUGGGCUACGACCUUGACGGCCGUCGCAUCUACAAGCCCCUGCGGACACGGGACGAGCUAGACCAGUUCCUGGACAAGAUGGAGGACCCCGACUACUGGCGUACUGUGCAGGACCGGAUGACGGGGCGAGACGUGCGGCUGACGGAUGAGCAGGUGGCCCUGGUGCGGCGGCUGCAGAGCGGCCGAUUUGGGGACAUGGGCUUCGACCCGUAUGAGCCCGCAGUCGACUUCUUCAGUGGAGACACCAUGAUCCACCCUGUGACCAAUCGCCCGGCGGACAAGCGCAGCUUCAUCCCCUCCCUGGUGGAGAAGGAGAAGGUCUCCCGCCUAGUGCACGCCAUCAAGAUGGGCUGGAUCCAGCCCCGGCGGCCCCGGGACCCCACACCCAGCUUCUACGACCUCUGGGCCCAGGAGGACCCCAACGCUGUGCUGGCGCGCCACAAGAUGCAUGUGCCUGCGCCUAAGCUGGCCCUGCCUGGCCACGCCGAGUCCUACAACCCUCCACCCGAGUACCUGCCCAGUGAGGAAGAGCGCCUGGCCUGGGAGCAGCAGGACCCGGAGGAGCGCAAGCCCAGCUCGCUGCCUCGCAGCUUCCCCAGCCUCCGUGCGGUGCCCGCCUACGCCCGCUUUAUCCAUGAGCGCUUCGAGCGCUGUCUUGACCUCUACCUGUGUCCACGGCAGCGCAAGAUGAGGGUGAACGUGGACCCCGAGGACCUCAUCCCCAAGCUGCCCCGGCCCAGGGACCUGCAGCCGUUCCCCACAUGCCAGGCCCUGGUCUACAGGGGCCACAGUGACCUUGUCCGCUGCCUCAGUGUCUCCCCGGGAGGCCAGUGGCUGGCUUCAGGCUCGGAUGAUGGCUCCCUACGGCUCUGGGAGGUGGCCACUGCCCGCUGCAUGAGGACCGUGGCUGUCGGGGGCGUGCUGAGGAGUGUAGCCUGGAACCCCAAUCCCACCGUGUGCCUGGUGGCUGUGGCCACGGAGGACAUGGUGUUGCUGCUGAACCCACUGCUGGGGGACAGGCUGGUGGUGGCUGGCACCGACCAGCUGCUGGGCACCUUUGAGCCAGCCGAGGAGCCAGCCAUGCAGCCUGCCCGCUGGCAGGAAGCCUCUGAAGAGGAGCGGCAACAGGGCCUCCGGCUGCGCAUCCGUCAUGACAAGCCAGUGGCACAGGUGACAUGGCACGCGCGUGGGGACUACCUGGCCGUGGUGCUGGCUGCACAGGGACACACCCAGGUGCUCAUCCAUCAGCUGAGCCGGCGGCGCAGCCAGAGCCCCUUCCGCCGCAGCCACGGGCAGGUGCAACGAGUAGCCUUCCACCCCAGCCGGCCCUUCCUGUUCGUGGCCUCCCAGCGCAGCGUGCGCCUCUACCACCUGCUGCGACAGGAGCUGACCAAGAAACUGCUGCCCAACUGCAAGUGGGUCUCCAGCAUGGCUGUGCACCCUGCAGGAGAUAACCUCAUCUGCGGCAGCUACGACAGCAAGCUCACGUGGUUUGACCUGGACCUCUCCACCAGGCCCUACCAAGUGCUGAGGCACCAUAAGAAGGCGCUGCGGGCAGUGGCCUUCCACCCACGAUACCCACUCUUCGCGUCCGGCUCGGACGACGGCAGCGUCAUUGUGUGCCAUGGCAUGGUGUACAGUGACCUGCUGCAGAACCCGCUGCUGGUGCCAGUCAAGGUGCUCAAGGGGCAUGCACUGACCCGGGACCUGGGUGUGCUGGACAUCGUCUUCCACCCCACGCAGCCCUGGAUCUUCUCCUCAGGGGCGGACGGCACGGUCCGCCUUUUCACCUAGCGCCCUGCGUGGCCAAUACAGUC